AUGCGAAUUAAUUUCAUUAUCAGAUUUCCUGUAAUAUUAGAAAAACCAAAACAGAUAAAAUAGAAAUAUUGUGUUCCAAAUACUAAGGCAAAAAGCAAUAGUAUUGCAGGUCCAAAACUUGGUGAUAUUCGAUAUCGAGAUUUUCUAAAAGUUUGAGUAGAUUGAGUUGUUAAAUAUCGAGAAAUAUUUCAUCUUGUAUAUUGGCAUUAACUAAUUAGGUGAUGUUAGAAUUUAAAUCAAGCUAAUAGGAAAGUAAAAAGGCCACAAAUGAUGAUAUUCUUAUUACAUUAUGA
Messenger RNA from Paramecium octaurelia, 293 nucleotides. The record is from the annotation of a GenBank genome assembly. NCBI's taxonomy places the organism in Eukaryota, Ciliophora, Oligohymenophorea, Peniculida, Parameciidae.